CAAACAUUUAAAAACGUAUUGAAACAACAAUAGAAGAGCGCAAAGAAAUCUGUUGGCAUGUAUAAGCUUGCUACAAAGAUAUUGAGCUUUGGAUAUGCUGUCCAUUGGAUAGUUUGACCGCAUAGUUUCUGUCGUUGUUAUGAUCUACGGAGACAGCGCCCACUUCAAAUAAGCAUGUUUCUAGCAAGUCAAACUAUCUGUUCCUAAUUUCGAUUUCAAGAUUUUCCUGAUUUGAGGAUUGAUUUAUUGCUCAUUGUCCAUUGUCGUCCUCAGUACGUAUUUGUAAUAAAAGUAAACAAUAGUUAUGUAAUGUUUGAAAUCUGUCAAUGAAUACUGAAAAUAAAUCCAAGCUAACAUUAUCAAAUUGUGUUUGUGAUAUUUGUCAAUGCUUUAAUAAUAAACUAGAAAAUAAACAAUAUACUCAUGUUAAAUGUAAAUUGAAUGAUAAAGUUAAAUUAUGGAAUCGUUACGAAGGAAUUGUGAAAUUUAUUGGUCCUAUUCAUUUUAAAAGUAAUGUCAGUGUUAUUCUUGUUGGCAUUGAAUUGAAUUCACAUAAUGAAGAAUAUAAUGGAAGGGUCCAAGUAUCAUCUGUUCAAUAUUCCAUACUUUAAUAAUUGAAGCAUUAUAUCAUUAUAAAUGCUAUGAUAUUUAUAUAUAUAUUAUAUAAAUAUAUAAGGCAAUCUUAUAUGAUACUGAUAUCAGUAAUGCAUGAUUGAGAUUGUUUAUUGAUUCAUGUAAUUCAUUAUGUUUCUGUUAUAUCCUGAUGAGAAUAAUGAAGGGUAAUUGUUGGAAUUUAUUUCUAAACUAAUUCAAUAUGUAUAUUUUUGAUUGUAUAGUGGUUUAGUAGUUAAACUAUUCAUAUUCAUGUUCCUCAUAUUAUAAGCUUUAUUUUGAUCAAUGAACUAUUAUUAUACGAUUGGCCGUUCUUGAGUUAUGCCCAGUCUAUUAAUUACUACCUCCCACAUUCACAGCCACAUUUGGCUAAAUCUUGCACAACUGUUGCUUCCUAUUUUAUGGUACGAUGUGGUCUCUCUGGUUGGUAUAUAAACCCAGUAUGUUUGAAAUACAUGAUUCAUAUUACAAAGGCUGAGAUUGGUGUUCUGUACUUAACUGGCUGGGAUAGGCGGAAAGCAGGACCAAUAAAGACUCUAGACUGCUCGUACGGGUUUACGCGUCAUUAGUCCAGUCGAUAAUUCACUG
Schistosoma mattheei is the source of this 1200-nucleotide messenger RNA. The record is from the annotation of a GenBank genome assembly. NCBI's taxonomy places the organism in Eukaryota, Metazoa, Platyhelminthes, Trematoda, Strigeidida, Schistosomatidae.